Salvia splendens (bonfire salvia) is the source of this 1542-nucleotide messenger RNA. RefSeq names its product PP2A regulatory subunit TAP46. The transcript has 8 exons. Gene Ontology annotation, cellular component: cytosol. The coding region runs from base 307 to 1323 and encodes 338 amino acids. Gene Ontology annotation, biological process: regulation of signal transduction; regulation of dephosphorylation. The record is from RefSeq and is a predicted model, not a curated record. NCBI's taxonomy places the organism in Eukaryota, Viridiplantae, Streptophyta, Magnoliopsida, Lamiales, Lamiaceae. Gene Ontology annotation, molecular function: protein phosphatase 2A binding.
GUUUCGCUAGCUCCUCCACUUUUAACAUAGGCGCCUUCUAGAUUUUGAUUUGUGGUUUCCGAUGGUGGAAUUGAACAUGGACGAAUUGUCUCUUCCUCGAAUUCUCGAGCAGGCUCGGAAAAUACACCAAGCCGCCUCCGAUUCUUCCGUCGAUCCGGUUUCCGUUGAUUGUAUUCACAUGCUUUGGAUCUCAAUCUAGAUGAGCUUAUUGAGUUACUUUUGAUGAUCGGGAUACAGUGAAGAAAGGUUGCGAAUUGUUGAGGAAAUGCGAGGAAAUGAUUGGGAAAUUAGGGUUGUUUUCGCUUAAUGAGACGAAAGAGGAUAUCAGUUCCAUAUUAUCUUGGUGAGCUAACUGAGAAAAUUGCUGAGGAAGAUAGGAUUGAAAUCCUAAAACUUUCACAGGCAAAGCUGAAGGAAUUUUUCUCCUUUUGUGAGGCAAUGGAGCUUGUACCAAAAGAAGAACUAGAAUCAUUUGUCGAAGCUACGGGCAAAACAUUUGCUGAUAAGAGAGCUCAGAAGAUUGCACGCUUUAAACGUCAGAAAGCUGCUGAAUCAAAAUUGCUUGAAAUAAGGGAGCGGAAGGAACGACGGGGCCGUUCAACUAGGGCAUCUGCAUUAUCUACUCCCGUUGAGUCCGGCGAAGAGGAUUUUGAUGACGAUGAUGGGGAAGAGGAGAGGGAGGCAUGGCUGACCACCAUCUCCUUGGCACUCUGCAAGGCAUUUGAUCUACUGGAAAUGUUGAAGAGAGAAGAAGAGAUGCUCCUUUCUGUUAGGGAAAGACAGUCAAAGGAAGGGAAUAAUGAGCUUGCUCAGUCCAUUCUUGAUGAGCGUGCUGAAAUAGCAGAAGCCUGGCAUCGUGAUGCAGCAACAAGGUCUCGAUUUACAAAACCUGCAAUUCCAAUCACCUGUGCUACUUUUGCUCAAGAUGUGAUUGAGGGUAGAGCGACGGUGUCACAGGCUCAUGAACACAAGCAUCAGCCGAUGCUAUUUGGACCUUCAAGCCUUGUCUCCAAAAACCCAACAAGUGAGAGGGAGAGAAUCGCAGCUAAAGUUUUCCAGCCUCACUACAGAUUACCAACCAUGAGUAUAGAGGAAGCUGGGUUAAAGGAGAUGGAAAUUAUGAAUAAGUGGCAAGAAGAUACCAAGAAGUUCAUUGAAGAAGCCAGCACAUCUUGGCACACAGAUAACAGGCUACAAAAGCCAGGUGAGGAUGAAGAUGACGAGGAUGAUGAUGCUGCCCAAGAUAAGGCAAGGGCCUGGGAUGACUGGAAGGACGACAACCCUUGUGGGGCAGGCAAUAAGAAGCUCACUCCAUGCGGCUGAUACUAAUGUUACAUGACUCCAUGUAAUCCACUAGUACAAUUAUGUGACAAAUUUUCUUGUCCAAGUUUCAGUUUUGUCUAAUUAUUAUUACUGUAUUGUGAUGUAUAGUAAGCUUUAUCUGAUGAGUAUUAGAGUGUUGGAGAAACUCCCAUCUUGCCCCAUAAAUUUAUGAUACUGAGACAAGAUGCCAUCAGUGAGGUUUUGAAUUGUACAAGAAAA